AUGGCGGCGCUGGCUCAGAGCGUCCUGGUGACGGGCUCCAACCGGGGCAUCGGGCUGGAGCUGGUGAGGCAGCUCGCCGUGAGUCCCCGGCCGCCCCGGCACAUCUUUGCCACCUGCCGCCAACCCAAUGGACUGAGCGGGAAGGCCCUGAGAGAACUGGCUGCCCAGCACCCCUGCAUCAAACUGGUCCAGCUAGACAUAGUGAGCUUGCCCAGCGUGCGGGGAGCGGUGCAGGCGGUGACGUCCCACCUGAAGGGCCAGGGCCUCAACCUGCUCAUCAACAACGCCGGCAUCAGCUCGUGUGCCACGCUGCGCACCGUGGGUUCGCAAGAGAUGCUCGCCGCCUUCGCCACCAAUGUGAUCGGGCCCCUCCAGGUCACCCAGGAAUUCCUGCCCCUCUUGGAGAAGGCGGCAAAAGUCCCGGGGAAGGAGGGCCUGAGCUGCAGCAGGGCCGCGAUCAUCAACGUGUCCACCAAAGUGAGCUCCAUUGGGCUGUGCCUUGGCAUGCGGGAGGCCCCCAUGUACCCAUACCGUGCCAGCAAGGUGAGGUGCCAAGGGAUGUGCUGGGGCUGCGCCUUGGG
Tinamus guttatus (white-throated tinamou) is the source of this 581-nucleotide messenger RNA. Lineage: Eukaryota; Metazoa; Chordata; Aves; Tinamiformes; Tinamidae. The record is from RefSeq and is a predicted model, not a curated record.